Messenger RNA from Penaeus vannamei (Pacific white shrimp), 1874 nucleotides. The record is from RefSeq and is a predicted model, not a curated record. Lineage: Eukaryota; Metazoa; Arthropoda; Malacostraca; Decapoda; Penaeidae.
GAAUAGAAAAAUAAGAGAUAAGGAACAGGGAGGGGAAAGAGGAAAAGAGUUGCAGGUCAGCAUCCUCACUUCCGAUUACCGCCGCCAGUAGACUCCUAAGGCGGGCUUCCUGGGCGGUCCUGAGCUAAUGGGAGAGUCAAACACAAUGCCUAAGAAGAAGGAUGCUUCUCCUGACCCAGAGGAGGAACAAGAAGAGCAGGAGGAGGAAUAUUCAGUGGAAAAGAUUCUGGACAAAAGAGUGCGAAAUGGCCGUGUUGAAUACUACCUGAAGUGGAAAGGUUAUGGAGAUGAAGACAACACUUGGGAACCUGAAUCUCAUCUUGAAUGCCCAGAACUUAUAGCUGAAUUUGAGGACAGAAGAAAGAAAGAAGAUGCCAAAAAGAAAGAGGAGAAGAAAAGGAAAGCCCAGACAUCAGAUGACCCAUCUAAAAAGAAAACCAAGAAGGCUGUGGAAGAGGACAGUCGACCCAGGGGGUUUGAUCGUGGACUUGAAGCUGAAAGAAUUAUAGGUGCAACUGACUCAAGUGGAGAGUUGAUGUUCCUGAUGAAAUGGCGAGGGACAGAUGAAGCAGAUUUAGUACCAGCAAGGCAGGCAAAUGUUCGUUGUCCACAAGUUGUCAUCAAAUUCUAUGAAGAGAGGCUCACUUGGCACUCAUCAACCAAUGAUGAGGAAGAAGGCAAUCAUGAGGCUGAUUAGAUUUUUAUUUUUUAAAUGUUAAGACCUCUCUUCUUCCUUUCAGUAGGCAGUUAUACAUGAGGAUCUUAAUGGUGUACUAGUUAGUAUUUAGGAUAUAUGUAGGAGAGCAAAGUACAUGUGUCUUCAUCAAUUUUCUUUAAAAGAAUAGGAGUAGGAUCAUCAUCUAUACCUGGGAGUUCCAGGAGUCAUUUUUAUAUAAAGUCAUGAUGUUGCUUUUCCUUAUUUUUGCAAGUAGAGAUUUUUUGUAAUAGGUCUGAAAAUAUUUUUAUUUUCAAGUGUGGAAUAUAGAUUGUACUACCAUUUCACUUAAGGGUCCAUGUCAUGUGUUUUUUCGGUUUCAGUGAUUGUAAUUGUAGAGUAAUCGAAUCGUGGAUUUUCUAUGAACAUGUGAAUUUUCUUUCCUUUUCCACUUAUAUAGAUGUUGCAAAGUAAAGUUUUAUUUUAUAAUCCUCAUUUUGUCUUUCCUUUUGAAAUCUAUAGUCAUACCAAUCUCACCUGUAAAACAAUGUAAAAUGGUACCAUGUAUAGUUUUUUUGUUUGUUUUGUUAGGGUGAUUAUUUUGAGUUUGUUCCAAAUCAUCAUUACCCAAACAAAUUUGAGUGUAGAAAGCAUGUUUGUUUCUCUUGGUGCUCUGCUUUCCUGUUUUAAAAUUCCCUCCUCUUCAAUUAAGGAGAAACAUCUGGCUAACUAAAGGAAAUGAGUCCCACAAAAAGUAGGUGGCACUGAAACAAGUAUGUGUAAAAGUACCUCUCUAUAGAGAUGUUACUUAGAUGGAGAUCUGUUUUAUAUUAAUAAUCAAUGGAGCUUACUAGGCCAGAGAGUUAUUUUCAGUGGAAAUGUCCUGGAAAUGUAACUUUAUUAUGUACGACAUCUAAGGGAAGUGUAUGACUUAACAAAGGAUUUGUGCAUUGAGCAUUUUAUAUAAAGUCCAUUAUUUCCAUUUCAUUGUACUUUAUUUCUCUUUUUUUUUACAUGUUUUAAUUUAUUUUAUUUUUAUAUAUAUAUAUUUUUUUUUACAUAAGGAAGAGUCUGCUAGAGUAACCGUCCUCUCCAUCGACACGUUACAUCUAUUAUGGAGAGGUUCUAGUGUUUUAGUCCCCUUGUAACCACAGUACAAAAGUGGUUCUCUAGUUGACAUUAUUAGUUUAUUGCUUGGAAAUAAAGUAGUUAGUCUCUU